Molecule: messenger RNA, 336 nt
Organism: Gongylonema pulchrum
Lineage: Eukaryota; Metazoa; Nematoda; Chromadorea; Rhabditida; Gongylonematidae
Source: the annotation of a GenBank genome assembly
AUGUGUGGUGCAUGCUGCUACUUCAAGAGGUUCGCUCCGUUCGAUCUUGAUCUGGAAAUUAUCAAAUAUAUGCAGAAGCAUCGAGAAGUGGUACGAAAACGAGCGAGAUUAUUUCAAAAUACACUUCGGGAUGUUGCAGUGGUAAGUGGUAAGGAGCACAGUUGGGUGUUGCUUGUGAUUGAUAAUUUCGAAGAAAAGAAAAUCGAGCACGGCUUGAGUGGCAUGGAUCACGGAGAUGAAGAUGUUCCGCCAGCCGAGCAAUUAGGAUCAAGAACUAGUGAAAUACAGGUGCCAGCGCAUCAAGAGCAAAAACGUGCGCGUCCCAACCCGGAUUGA